AUGCCUGCUCCUCCUCGCCCCAGCCGUGCUAGGCUCCCGCCCUUUUCCAAGCAGGACGAGGAUCUCUGGAAGGCCUACACCAAAGCACUCCAGACAAAGUUCUUUAGCAAUCUUGACACAAAGAAUGAGAUCUUCUAUGCUGCUCCUGUCGCGGGUAUGGGCAUUCCUGCUGGUAACAAUAUCCCUCAGGAAAUCACCAACAAAGGGGCUUACGACAUUGGCGAUGUUGUCAUGCAGUUGGACGCUCCUGUAUUCACUGCUGGGAGCAAGAAGUACUCUCAACGGCUUCAAGAAGUUCUAGGGGCUGUAAGGCUUGGGCAGAAUCCAGAUAGGGGAGCCGAGAAACGAAUGAAUGACAUCCGAGCAAAAGUCGGAAAAUUGAACAUGGAGUAUGCAGAGGCAAGCGAGAAAGCAGUGGAAUAUUACACGACCGACGAGUAUAGAGGCAACAUGUCUUUCGGACAGUGGGUUCCAAGAAAUUAUCCAAGUUUUGCUGCUCUAUCUCGAGAGAAGCAAUCCGCUACUGCGACUGAAGCAUCUUUGCGUGCUCAGAUUGUCGGACCUGGCGCUGCUCAACUCAACCGGCAGAGGCUGAGGCUAUUCAGCGCCUGUGAGCCGGAUCAGUCCAAUCCUGGCCUCAACAUGCCUUGUGCCCUAAACUUUGGGAAUAUCGUCAACGGUUCUUCUGAUCUUCCUCAGGGAAGUGGGGGAUUCUCGAGACCUACCUAUACCAUCGAAAACUCUUACACAGAGACGGUCGGUAACUGGACCAGGGACGCCGGUGGCGAGAACAAGCUGAACUUGACCUUCAACAUCAAUGAUGCAAAGUCGGAGAAUUGGGACAAGUUUGGUUUCGUCAAUGUGAACGCCAAUCCACGCUUCGCGUAUUUCUUUAAGGCGAGCUAUACUCAGGAUCAUCAGAUGAAGGAGGAUUUCAUCACAGCUCAGGAGGCUGGGUCUGAAAUCUCAGUACAGCUGUCAGCGGCCGAAGCGGGUGUUUUUACUGUCAAGCCAGGCGAAUGGGAUGUCCCAAACCUUAUGGAGGAGUACCGAGACUUCCAGCCUGAGGCUACUCGCAGCAUUGGUCCUGCGGCCAGAGUUGACCAAGUCAUUCUGGCUUACAAGGUGGCGAUAAAGCUGUCCUUGGAAGCCAAGGUCGCCGAGCGUGUCUACGAUAUAGCUCAAAAGGCCAAGAGUACGGGCGGAUCAGUGAACUUCUUCGGAUUGGAGGUUGGGUUUGGGGGAGGAAGUAAGGACGAGGUCAACAUUUCUGGCUCGACCAUUGAAAUCCGCAAGGAUCUUGGAUAUCCUGUCCUGCUAGGCGUGAAGGGCAAGAAACUUCCAGCUCUUCCGACUGGCCGCUAG
Messenger RNA from Fusarium mangiferae, 1365 nucleotides. RefSeq lists its product as uncharacterized. The transcript has 3 exons. The coding region runs from base 1 to 1365 and encodes 454 amino acids. The record is from RefSeq and is a predicted model, not a curated record. NCBI's taxonomy places the organism in Eukaryota, Fungi, Ascomycota, Sordariomycetes, Hypocreales, Nectriaceae.